AAAAAAGUGUAUAAAUUGCAGAAUCGUGCUCACCAACUGUUAUAUUUCCAGCGCAGCUCCAUUAGACAGGGCGACUCAAUUUUAUCAGGAUGGUUUUGAUGACAAUGAUAGGCCGUGUUAUUGACGGCCUACCUCUCGCAGCCUCGAUGCAAAGUGAUCAAGACAAUACCACCAAGGAUUACCAAGCGCAGGCUAAAUUGUUGUUUAGAAAGCUCACAGAUCACUCACCAGCAAGAAGUAGUAUUGAAACUGGACCAAUGAUGUUUCAUUACAUUAUAGAAAAUGGGGUGUGUUUCUUGACACUAACCGAAAAGACUUUCUCAAAGAGGGCAGCUUUUAGUUUUCUUGAAGAACUAUCUUCUGAGUUUCACAGGGAAUUUGGUUCCAAAGUAGCCACAGCAACUAGACCCUACCUCUUCAUUGAGUUUGAUACAUUUAUUCAAAAGGCAAGGAAAAACUAUCAAGAUUCAAGAACAAGGAGAAAUCUAAACAGAUUAAAUGAUGAACUCCAAGAUGUACAGCGAAUCAUGGUUCAAAAUAUUGAUGACGUUCUUCAAAGAGGGGAACAACUUUCAGUGCUGGAUGACAAGGCAGGAAAUUUAAGGUUCCAGUCAGAAAAAUACAAGAAAGAUGCAACAUACUUAAAUCUUCGCUCUGCUUAUGCCAAAUAUGCUGCUGUAGGAACAAUUUUUGUUGUUCUGUUAAUCUAUGUUCGAUUCUGGUGGUUUUGAGGAAUCAUAGACUUAUUUCAUGACAAAUAGAAUGUAAAAAUAACUAAUAUAAAGUUCUAUAUUAUAAUUAUUACCUGUGGAAUUGUACCUGCUAACUGUUUCUAUGAAAUAGUAGUUAGCUUGGGUUAACAUACAAAAUUUAACAAAUUGUUCUACCCCGUGAAUUGUGACUCUCUUGUUUUUCAUUUAACUAUUUAAAACAAGCACUGGUAAAUCAUGUAGAUUUUACUAAUGAUGAUGUGAUGCCCAGUUAAUCUCAGUGUUAUACUGUUCUCUUUCAUUGUAAUACCAAACUCUCUACAUGGUAACCUUUUGUCCCUUCUAAUGCAGAUAUCUUAGUGAUUCUCCUUUCUGGCAAUGUUACAUUCUUCUUGCAAAGUAGUUAAUAAAAUUUUGUGUGAUUAAGAUAACACCCUCUAAUUUGUGGGUCUUUUAUCCUCAUUACCUCAGUGCUAGAUGAUGCUUUGAUUUGUAACCAAAAGUUAUAUGCAAAUAAUUUGAUGGAUUUAUUAGGUGGAACCUUGGACUAACAGCACCCUUUGUCAUUCUCUUUUAAGAUAAGAAAUUAUACUACUCUCUCCUAGCAUAAUGUGCAGUUGUACAUCACUGUGACCUGUGUGAACACUGUUAAAUAAUUUUUAGUUGAAAUUGAUUUCACUGAUCAACCAGCUUUUCUUCACCAGUUAUAAUCUCUAUUAUUCUUUUAUGUUCUAUUACAAAGUUUUUAUUAUUUAUAAUGGUAAGAGAACUGAGUGGGGUCCAAUCCAGUCUGUAAUCAUACAAGUGAUUAGCAAAAUCAGAGUCUGAUCAUGAGAAUGAUAACAGACAGAAUUGUACAACAUAAACAAGUCCUGUUACCAUUAAUCAAAAUUAUGACAACAUCUGAGAAAGAAACUAGAUGUUGGUUAUUUGUUUUCAUACAAUAAAACUCGGCAAAACGCAUGAUGCGCAUAUUGUCUACCAACACAGGUAUGACAUGUCAACUGCUCUAUUAUAAUGCCCAAUUACAAGCAUGACCCAUACAAUGUCCUAUCAGUGCCCAAAUAGGGCGUAAUUACCAAUCACAUUUGAGAAUUUUAUUAUAGUUUUGAUUAGUCA
Pocillopora verrucosa is the source of this 1829-nucleotide messenger RNA. Its product is annotated as vesicle-trafficking protein SEC22b. The record is from RefSeq and is a predicted model, not a curated record. Gene Ontology annotation, biological process: vesicle fusion with Golgi apparatus; endoplasmic reticulum to Golgi vesicle-mediated transport; retrograde vesicle-mediated transport, Golgi to endoplasmic reticulum. Gene Ontology annotation, cellular component: SNARE complex; ER to Golgi transport vesicle membrane; endoplasmic reticulum membrane. Lineage: Eukaryota; Metazoa; Cnidaria; Anthozoa; Scleractinia; Pocilloporidae. Gene Ontology annotation, molecular function: SNAP receptor activity.